AUGACAGAGGCUGACUUAGAGCCAAAGAUGGACUUUACAGAUUCAACCAAAGAAGAGGUGGACCAAAUCGGUAUCAAUCUAAAUAAAUAUGACUCUCUAGAAAAUUUAUCACUUGAAGAGGGACAACUCAAGAGGAGAUUUUCUACUUGGUCAGUUUUAGGCAUUGGAUUCGGUUUGACUAAUUCUUGGUUUGGAAUAUCUGCAUCACUCAUUACAGGGAUCCAGUCAGGUGGUCCCAUGCUAAUCGUAUAUGGUAUUAUUAUCAUAGCAGCUGUAUCUUAUUGUAUUGGAAUUACCUUAUCAGAACUCUCUUCAGCAAUUCCCUCAGCUGGAGGACAAUAUGUCUGGUCUAGGGUCUUGGCUCCAAAAAAGCAUUCCAGUUUUUUUGCCUAUUUAUGUGGCUCAUUUGCUUGGGCUGGUUCCAUUUUCACUAGUGCAUCAAUGGCCCUCUCAAUUGCAAAUGAAUUGAUGGGGUUCUGGGUUCUCACUCACCCUAAUCAUAUCAUCCAAAAAUGGCAACUUUUUGUCAUCUACCAAAUCAUUAAUUUGUUCUUAGUCCUCUUUAACUGUUAUGGUAAACUUUUACCGUAUGUUGCCAAUGGUGCAUUGUAUAUCUCAUUGUUUUCGUACGUAGUCAUCACCAUCACCGUGUUGGCUUGUUCGCGAGGUAAUUACAGAUCUGCUCUGUUUGUAUUUACAGAGUUUGAAAAUAACACGGGCUGGACCACUUCUGGUAUUGCAUUUAUUGUCGGUUUAGUUAAUCCAAAUUGGUCAUUUAGUUGCUUGGAUUCUGCGUGUCAUUUAGCGGAGGAAACAAUCAAACCGAGAACAGAUAUUCCAAAAGCUAUUAUGGGAACUGUGACAAUAGGAUUUAUAACGUCAUUUACAUAUUCUAUUGCAAUGUUCUUUUCAACGCAUAAUUUAGAUGCUAUUUUUAAUUCUACUACGGGCAUGCCAAUCCUUGAUAUCUACUAUCAGGCAUUGGGAAAUAAAGCUGGUGCGGUCUGUUUAGGUGUAUUGAUAUUUCUCACUGCUUGUGGGUGUACAAUUUCAUCACACACUUGGCAAACAAGAUUGUGCUGGUCAUUUGCUAGAGACAAUGGAUUGCCAUUUUCCAAGUAUUUAUCAAUUGUUGAUCCAAAAUUAGGAAUUCCCUUAAAUGCCCAUCUUUUCUCGUCUUUCUGGGUUGCAGUAUUAGGAUGUCUUUACUUGAUCUCUGAUGCUGCUUUCAAUUCCAUGGUGGUCGGCUGCAUCACGUUUUUACUAUUAAGUUAUUUUGUUCCAACGGGCUGCUUGUUGUACAGGGGUAGAAAUAAUAUUAAACAUGGACCAUUUUGGCUCGGAAAAAUUGGCCUCUUUGCAAAUAUUAUGACAUGCUCAUGGGCCAUCUUUGCGUUGGUCUUCUUUUCGUUCCCAUCGUUCAUGCCAGUAACAAGAGGUACAAUGAACUAUGUUUCAGUAGUAAUCGUAAUUUACCUAGUUUGGGCAUUAGGAUACUGGUGGUUUCCUAUUAAAAAAUGGGGUUGCAGGGAGAAAUUUGCCGGUGGUUUGAAUAAUAGUGAAGAGCUAGAAUUCCCUGACGUCUGUUUAACAAAAAUUUAA
This is a messenger RNA of Priceomyces carsonii, 1602 nucleotides long. RefSeq names its product Hnm1p (gene HNM1). Bases 1 to 1602 code for a protein of 533 amino acids. The record is from RefSeq and is a predicted model, not a curated record. Gene Ontology annotation, molecular function: transmembrane transporter activity. NCBI's taxonomy places the organism in Eukaryota, Fungi, Ascomycota, Pichiomycetes, Serinales, Debaryomycetaceae. The transcript has a single exon. Gene Ontology annotation, biological process: transmembrane transport. Gene Ontology annotation, cellular component: membrane.